Fusarium vanettenii 77-13-4 is the source of this 2916-nucleotide messenger RNA. RefSeq lists its product as uncharacterized. Bases 1 to 2916 code for a protein of 971 amino acids. Gene Ontology annotation, molecular function: ATP binding; ATP-dependent chromatin remodeler activity. The record is from RefSeq and is a predicted model, not a curated record. Lineage: Eukaryota; Fungi; Ascomycota; Sordariomycetes; Hypocreales; Nectriaceae. The transcript has 10 exons.
AUGCUUGACUCUACAGCAAACGACGACGACGACCCCGAGGUCGAAGAUGACAAUGAAGAUGACUCGGACUUUCACUCUCAAAGCGACUCCGACUCUGAUGGCUCCGAAAAGGCUGGUAGACUCAAGAAGGAAGAGGCGACACAGAAGAAGCCGCGAAGAAGACCGGUGAAGACUGCACGAGAGUACUGGCAGAGAGAGCUCGAAGAAGAAGCCGAAAGAGAGGCCGAACAGGAAGAAAAGAAGCGAAAGUGUGAAGACGAGGCUGAGGGUUCGAACAAAGCCCAAAAGACAGCAGCUGGAUCCCCUCAGAAACAGACCGCCAAACACUCAGCUGCCAGAGCGAGCAUGUUGCACAGCCUUAGCAGUGUGGACAAAAGCAUCAAGGAUGGGGAUGUGCCAACUAUGGGUGCCAUUCAGGCUCGCACCCACGCCGACCAGAUGAAGCAAAUCAUGAAAGGCAUCCCCGAAGGGUACGACACCAGACGCACCAGGUCACAGGCGAAAGACGUUGAACAAGCCAAAUCCUCUUUCGGCUACAGAAAGGUCGAAGCUCUUGAUGGGAGGUGGAAGCUUAAAGGCAUGAACACUGGCCUCAUGAACCAGCAGAUUGUCGCCUCAGCUUGGAUGGUCAAGAGAGAAGCUCAAGAGCUGCACCCCGCCGGGGGUUUGCUGGCUGAUGACAUGGGGUUGGGCAAGACAAUCACAACUCUUGCUUGCAUUGUUGGCCACCCCCCGGAGAAGGAGGAUCGUGAUGAGUUCAGCAGGGCGACGCUUGUCGUCGUGGGUGGCCCUCAAGAUGCACAGCAGUGGGCUGACCAAACCGAGAGGCACUGCGACGAAAAGUUCUUUGCCAAGACAACAAUCUACUCCAAGAAGAUCCCCUGGAGAGCGGCACAAUGGGGUCGACGCCACAUAGAGCUGGUAGCGCAGUUUCCCAACAAGAAUGUCAUUCAGGCACUGAGAGGACAGUGGGCCGGCGAUCCGGUGGGCUUCGAGAGAGCUCUGCAAGAAAAUCUUGGGCAGCUUUUCAAGAUCAACUGGUAUCGAGUCGUCCUGGAUGAAGCCCAUUCAAUCAAGAAUCGAACAUCUAGCACCACUCUCGCUUGCUGGCAACUGAGUGCCAAGUUUCGAUGGAUAGUCAGCGGAACACCCAUUUCAAACACGUUCUAUCCCUACCUGAGAUUCCUUGGGUGCAGUUUCGCUGUGAAUCUGAAAAAGUUCAAGUCCGAGUACAUGGACGGGGGACAUUCAAAUGGGAACUUCGAAGCUCUUGUUAGCUUGGUCAUGUACAGACGCAAGCAGGAUGAAACUUUCCUGGGACGUAGGAUCGUUAGUCUUCCGGAGAGCCACAGCCACGAUCUCUGGGUCCCCCUUGAGGAUUGGGAAAUGGCCAUGAUGCGGGCACUGGACAAUCAGUACGAAAAGGACGAAAAGAAAGAAAAGAAGAACAAGGAACAACCUGCCGCGGAGAACAAUGACGAGGAACAAGAAGAUGAAGACGAACCCGAGAAUACCGACCAAGCACAUGGAACUGCUGACGAGGAUGAAGAUGAUGAGGCUGAUGCACAGAACGAUACUCGCAAGCCCCAGUCUGCCACCGCGAUCCGAUGGAAACGAUUCGUGAGACUUCGUCAAGCGGUGUCCCACCCCCUCAACCUCGAGAAGUUUCUUCGAGAGUUAGACCGCGAAGAGAUCAUCCAGAUGGCCAUGGAGCGACUCAAAGAAGAGGCUGAAGCGAUUCAGAAUGAUGCUGACAAGGCGGAGGCCCACGCUGAACAACUAGCACAGGACAAAGCCGGCCGAGAGAUGUUUUCCGCAGGAGCCCACCAGAUCAAAACUCUGUACAAGGACUGGUUCGGUGGUGCUGAAGAGAUGGCUCAGCUACGCGCCCUUGCUGCCAAUGAGCAGGAAGUCAAAGAGGUGACUUGUGGCCUUUGCAAGAAGGCAACGCCCCCUGUGGAACCAACCCGAGGAGCAUAUUGCAUCACUGUUGGCGUUUCCAAGGCGAGAGGGUCAGUGAAGUUCGGAUUCAAAUGCCCUAUUCCCGACUGCUCCGCCAGCCUGGCUGUUGGAGAGACCUUGAAGACACCUGCGUGUAUCCAGGCAGACGUGGACAGAGCCAAGGCACUCAAGGUCUGGCAAGAGCCUGGGAAGGACAGCAUUGGAACCAAAUGGGGCGGCGAUCGCGACGGACGCGCCUCCUUCUUCCUCGCCACUUCUGAGCGCGAUGACAUCGACUAUGGCCCCGUCAACCUGCCUUUGGGCUCCAAGGUCAAGGCUACGAUGGAGGUGAUUCUGACAUGGGUGAAGGAAGCGCCCAAGGACAAGAUAAUUGGCAAGUCAUUCGGCUGGACACUCUACCAUUGGUCUCUAACUAUCUGUCUAGUCUUUGUCGAGUUCACCAGAACUGCGAAAGCACUGGGGUGCAUCCUUGAGAAGAUGGGGCUCAACUUUCUGUACUACAACAGAACGGCCAAUGCUAAGCAGAAAGACAAGGCACUGCGCGAGUUCCGCAACAACCCUGAACAAACGAUCUUUCUUGCAUCAAUGAAAUGCGGUGGGCAGGCCCUCGACUUGCCUGUGGCCAACCGUGUCAUCAUUGUCGACCUUUGGUACAACAAGACGGUCGAGCAGCAAGCCUUCAAGCGAGUUCACCGAAUCGGACAGAAGAAGGAGACGCAUCUUGUGCGAAUCCUGGCCAGAGGUAGCAUCGACGAGCGCCUCUACAAGCUGCAGAACGCCAAGGAAACCAUCAUCAACCGCGCACUCCAGGAUGAUGGCCACUUCAUCGACUUCUCGGAAGGCCAGUCCCUCCGCUGGCUCUUCUCGGACGAGACUGAAGAGGAUUUGAUCCAAGAAAUGGAUGCAAUGGCACAGGGAUUGAAAGACAAGGCGGAGGAGGAGAAGAAGGCCUGA